ACCAGUACCACCAUCCACAGCAGUUGUUGCGACUUGACCUCUUCCCUUCCUCCUCCAUUUCCAACGCCCUCCUCCCUCCCUUGUUAAUUCCUCCUCCUCGUCGUCGUCAACCUCCCGAUCGAGUUCCCACCCCAGCCAACGACCCAACCCCAGCUUCUCCUCCUCCUCCUUUCAAAUCACACCCUUCGUCCUCGGAAUUCUCUGCGCUGCAGCACCAGCAUCUCGCAAGUCAAACCAUCCUUAUUUAUUCUGGUUUUCUUGCCUUGCUGCUGCUGCUGCUGCGGUUGAUUUUGAUCUUGGAAGAGGAGGAGGAGGAGGGGUUGGGUUGGUGGGGGUAGCAGCAGCAGCAGAGCCGCCGGUGAUGGAGGAACGGCAGGCGGUCAACCCGGCCUGCCCCAACGCCGCCAACCCCUUCCACCGCUGCGCCGACUACUGCCCCGUCCCUGCUCCCGCCGCCGCCACCGCCAAGCCGCCCCCACCGCCGCCGUCUUCCCGACCGGCGCAGAACGGGACCGCGGCGCCGCAGAACGGGACGGCCGCGGCGCAGAACGGAAUCGCGGAGCAGAACGGGAGCACGCACAGCGACGGCGAGCUGCAGGCGAAGCCGCGCCGCCGCGACAGGGCCGGCGGAUCCGGGGGCCUCCCCUUCUACGUCUUCCUGCGCGAGGGAGCCGACGGCGACGGCAAGAAGGUGGACCCGCGAUGCCCCAACGCGCCCAACCCGUUCCACGUCUGCACCGAGCACUGCGCCGCCAAGAUGGCCGAGGUCAGCCGCUCGUCGGAGGGCGGGAAGUCCCCCAUGUCCCUCUUCUCCCGCCACUCGCGCCGCUCCUCCUCCUCUGAAGAUGGCAGCGUGAGAUCGGGGAGCAGCAAGAAGGUGGAUCCUAAGUGCCCAAAUGCUGGCAAUCCAUUCCAUGAAUGCACUGAGCAUUGUGCUGCCAAGAUGAAGGAGGUGGGUCAGCAGAAUAAGACUGUUAAGAAGUCGUCCUCACGCAAGAAAGGGGGAAAGGAGAUCUCUGUUGUGCAGAACUGGAAGGUGGAUCCGAGGUGCCCAAAUGCGUCCAACCCAUUCCAUAUAUGCGCCCAAUACUGCUUUGAUCAUUUGAAUGAAACGGGUCAGAAAGAUACAAGCAAACCAGACUCAAGGAAGGGCAAAGCUGUUGUGAAAGCAGAGCAAACAGGAGAAAUCAAUCCUGAUUGUGUGAAUGCGUCCAAUCCCUACCACAAGUGUGGGGAACAUUGUAAGAGAAAGGGUGACAGGUAGAUAAGGCUGGCGAUACAAGGUUUCCUCUCCAGAUGAUGAUGGUGAAAAAAAAAGUAUAUCCCGACAAUAGUCCUGUAGGUUUCAAUAGAAGCUGUGUUUCCAUCGGCUCCGCUUUUUAUUGUGGCUGCAGCAUCACAAUCUUUGCUGUAUUAUCAUGUACUUUCUACACACUUUCUUACCGCCAUUCACUCCUAUAAAAGAGUCCCAUAUUCUAGAUCUAGUAGUAUAAUUUAUUCCGUGAAGAUUGUAAAAAUAGAAGCGUGUUGUUUCUUUUUUUCCCCCUUCUUUUUGUAAGAUAAUUGCCUGCUUAUAUAAGUUAUAAUUUUGUCACCAACCAAGUGGUCCACAAACCAGUUUUUUCAUUCAUUUUCUUUC
Oryza sativa Japonica Group (Japanese rice) is the source of this 1639-nucleotide messenger RNA. RefSeq lists its product as uncharacterized. The record is from RefSeq and is a predicted model, not a curated record. Gene Ontology annotation, cellular component: Prp19 complex; catalytic step 2 spliceosome; post-mRNA release spliceosomal complex. NCBI's taxonomy places the organism in Eukaryota, Viridiplantae, Streptophyta, Magnoliopsida, Poales, Poaceae.